Molecule: messenger RNA, 687 nt
Organism: Meloidogyne enterolobii
Lineage: Eukaryota; Metazoa; Nematoda; Chromadorea; Rhabditida; Meloidogynidae
Source: the annotation of a GenBank genome assembly
AAAUGCCAAUGGCUUAUCUUCUUAAAUAUUAUACCUUUUCUGCCAAGAUUCGAACUCUCAGCGAUUUCCACAGCCGUAUCCUUAAUCAGCAACAAGUCCCUAGUAGUGCGGAGAUGGUAACUACAUUGAGAUAUUUUCAGCAAACUUUAGUCAGUUUUUUAAAAGAUAUACCCUCCGAACGGAGCUCACUCUUCGAAAAAUAUUCAAGUGAAAAUGCCAUUGUUCGGAGCGGAUUAUAUCCUAACCUUAAUUAUUCUGGUCUAUUUUAUGGUAUUGUUAAUUUACUCGAUGCUUUCCCAAUGAUUAGUAGUGCACAGACUGCUAUCGCUGAGGCAAUACUUGAUACACUUAAAGCACUCUACUUCUUUUUGGAUAGAGAAUGUAUUGGUAAAUUUUUUUAGAAUAUAUAAGUCAUUUUAAUCGUAGAAUUGAUAUCCAUGUGUAGGGUGAAGUGAGAAUUUAGCUUCUAAAAGUAAGGUGUUAUGUAAGGAUAAGUGAGUAUUCCAACGUCGAAUCACAAUCCAUGAAUGGAUCAAGGGAGCAUUCAUAGGUAGGGUGAAGGGAACAAUUAUCAUUAGGAUGGGGGAACAUUCUUUCUAGGUUCAGGUUUAUAUUCAUAAUCAUUGUCAAUAGAACAUUCAAAUCUAACAAUAAAAAGCUAUCAGAAGUAGGGUUCAGCGGUAUCGG